Molecule: messenger RNA, 1726 nt
Organism: Daldinia caldariorum
Lineage: Eukaryota; Fungi; Ascomycota; Sordariomycetes; Xylariales; Hypoxylaceae
Product: FAD-binding domain-containing protein
Exons: 5
Coding region: 1-1560 (519 amino acids)
Molecular function (GO): oxidoreductase activity; FAD binding
Source: RefSeq, a predicted model, not a curated record
AUGACGAACCUAAGCACGUUCGCUCGCGGUAUACUCUGCGGCAUUGCACUCCUCCGGACUUUCGUGGAGGGCUCUCCCUUAUCCCACGAUGCUGUGCCCCGUUAUUUUCGGAAUACCCCCUUUACACGGAGAGAGAUAUCAGUCUCUGGAAUCGAACAAGAGCUAGGCCCGUUACUUUCUCCAGGGUCGGCCAUAUUCUUGCCUUCAGACCCUGAGUGGUCAGAUGUGAACGAGAGGUGGAACACAUUGGAACCCCCUGACAUUGAGGUCGUUGUACAGCCAGCAAAGGAGUCGGAUGUCCCAAAAAUUGUCCGGUUUUGCAAUGAUCAUAGCCUCGAGUUUCUGGCCGUUAAUCGCGGUCAUGGCUUCACCACAUCUCUAGGCGCAUUCAAAGGGGUUCAAAUUGAUCUAAAACAGCUUACGGACAUCACUAUCGAUAAAAGUGGGAAAUAUGCUUUAUUUCAGGGUGGAGUACGGGCCAAAGAGGUCAUGGCAACACUUUGGGAUCAUGGCUAUGUUACAGCUACCGGAUCAGCUGAAUGUGUCGGCAUUGCUGGGCCUGCUCUGGGCGGCGGACAUGGGCGCUAUGAGGGCCUAUAUGGCCUUGUUAGCGAUAAUAUCAUCCACUUGAACCUUGUCCUGGCUGAUGGCUCAAUGAUAUCCGUGAAUGAGACAAGUCAUAGUGAUCUACUCUGGGCUAUGAAAGGGGCUGGUCACAACUUCGGUAUCGUUACUAGUCUCAAGCUUAAAAUUUAUCCGAAGAAGAUAGAUACUUGGCACUAUCACAACUAUUUCUGGACACAGGAUAAGCUCGAGACGGUGCUCGGAGAGUUGAACAAACUCCAAGAUAAUGGCAAAUCGCCUGUGUUGUUGGGUGCAAGUUAUGGGCAAAUCUAUAUAAAUCAAUCAAUUAGUAAGACCCAGGCUAUGCUCUGGUGGACCUUCGCCUAUGCUGGUCCCGCUUCCGAAGCCGAGAAAGUUCUUCGCCCGUUCAACAAGAUUAGCGCCGUUCACGAGGAGAUGGGCGAUGUCUCCUAUCCCGAAAUAGUUAACCCUCAAAACACCGGGAUGGCGUCUUGCGGUUCCGCACCCUAUGCCAUUUCCACUAUCUUACUCCAAACCUACAACAUAACGACAGAGCGCAAGGUCUACGACCUUUUCAACAAAAACGCGGCAUUAUAUCCCGAACUUGGGGAGGCUUCUCGUCUUUUCUACGAAGGCUACGCGGUAAAGGGGAUGCAGGCCGUUGAUCCCGCCUCUACCGCGUACCCGCACCGGGACGAAAACCAUCUAGUGUUCUACUCAGCCGCAGUUCCCGAGGGAUCAAACCUGCGUGCGACCGCUGAGACAUGGGCUAAAGAUAGUUGGGACCUGUGGACCGCGGGCCAACCCACGCGCAAGCCGGCAAUAUACGUAAACUAUGCGACAGGCAACAAGUACGAAUCGCUUGAGUCUAUAUAUGGAUACGAAUCAUGGCGCUUGGAUAGAUUGCGCGGGUUGAAGAAGAAGUAUGACCCUCACAACCGCUUUCGCUUCUACGUUCCCAUUGUCUCGAAAUGAGAACCCAGAGAGUAGGUUGUUAAGGACACUAUUUCAUUUCCGCACUCUCAUCCUUAUGUAUUUUAGUUGCUCCUUUUCUGAAUUUGUAGUUCUAAACAUGUAUUAUACAGGUGCCUUUAGGUAGCUAGAGGUCUCCAUUGUAAGCAUAACAUGUCACAAUAGAAGG